Molecule: messenger RNA, 4779 nt
Organism: Spodoptera exigua (beet armyworm)
Lineage: Eukaryota; Metazoa; Arthropoda; Insecta; Lepidoptera; Noctuidae
Source: the annotation of a GenBank genome assembly
AUUUAAUUCCUUCAUGGAUAGAUGUCAAAAGUAAAUCAUUCAUUCAAUAAAAAUGAAUUCGUUCAAUUACUCAUUUUGCUUGUAAAGUCAAUCUUCUUGCUUCGACUUGGAUUAUUAUUUUUGGGCCGAAAACUAAUUUAUUUGAAGUAACAACUACAGCAAUUUAUGUUGCUUGCUGUGUUGUGUAGUUAUGAAAAGAUUGUGCAUGUAAUUGAUUCUAACUUCUGUUUAACAUCAAGAUAUUUAUCUAUUUAGUAGAAAUACUUGUCUAUUUGUGAUAUUGUGAUGGAUUAGGUUGUUUGAAGGCUUAAAAUGGCUGGAAAAGAUGACGAUGAAGUAAUAUUGCAAGCGUUUAUGGUCAAGAGGUCUCAAAAUAAAAAGCUAUUUACACCGGUCAACUAUAAGGAACGCUGGCUGGUUCUGACUCGUCGAGCACUUAUUUAUUAUGACACGGAUGGCGAGAGACGGAAGGAGCGCGGGCGCAUCGACACGGGUGCAAUCCAUACAGUGGAACAAGCGCAGUUGGGGGAGCUAAGCAAACACAUACCGGAGGGUGACGGUGAGAAGAGCCCCGUUUAUAGAUAUCCCUUUCAGGUGGGGUACUCGGAACAAAACACUGACUACACACUGUACCUUGUCGCUGGUGAUCAUACAGAACGCCUGCAGUGGAUCCACACAAUCAGAUCGGAGAGAAUCUUCUUAGUCAUAUUCAUGGGAGAAGAAAAGUUUGUGAGCUUUGCAUGCAACAAGACAGACAGCAUUUAUAGGUCAGGGGAAAGUGUAAAGGCAUGGUGGGUUACAGUCUGCACAGUGAGUGGACGCCGAAGUCGGUACCACCCCGGUGCGUGGUCGGCGCGCCGCUGGAGCUGCUGUGACGCUGAGCGACGGUCCGCCCCCGGCUGCGCAGUCGCAGACCUCUGGACCCUCAUAGAGUCUGACCUUGACUUGCUUGCACCACCGCAAGACAACCGAUUGUCUAACGACGUUGCACCGGUCACGGCGGCGGUCACGAUGCCCGGGGGAGGCGGCGCUCCUCCAGGCACUCCCUCUGCCAAGCCAAAGGAGAAGGCGAGAACCAAAGUCGUGGUAGCCCUGUACCCCUUCAGAGCUAUUGAAAGCGGAGAUCUCUCAUUAGAAAAGGGCGCCGAAUAUGAAGUCAUAGAUGACUCUCAAGAUCAUUGGUGGAAAGUUAAAGAUGAGAAUGGGUCGGUGGGGUACAUACCGAGUAAUUACGUUAAGGAAAAAGAAACAAUAGGAUUGCAGAAAUAUGAGUGGUACGUUGGCGAAAUGUCGCGGCAACGUGCAGAGUCCCUCCUCAAGCAGGAGGACAAAGAGGGCUGCUUCGUCGUACGCAAUUCUUCUACCAAGGGCAUGUACACUCUCUCCCUAUAUACCAAAGUCUAUCACCCUCAAACGAAGCACUACCAUAUAAAACAGAACAGCCGCGGCGAGUUCUAUCUAUCAGAUAAGCACUGCUGCGCUAGUAUUCCUGAUCUCAUAAACUACCACAAGCAUAAUAGUGGAGGCCUGUGUUCCCGGCUUAAGACCACGCCUUGCGACCGUCCUGCGCCACCCACUGCUGGUCUUUCGCAUGACAAAUGGGAGAUCGAUCCAUCGGAAUUAGUGUUACUGGAAGAGUUAGGGGCCGGUCAGUUCGGCGUGGUCCGGCGAGGCAAGUGGCGUGGUCGUAUAGACACUGCCGUCAAAAUGAUGAAAGAGGGCACCAUGUCUGAAGACGACUUUAUCGAUGAGGCAAAAGUCAUGACGAAACUCCAACAUCAGAACUUGGUGCAGCUGUAUGGCGUGUGUUCCAAACACCGCCCUAUAUACAUAGUGACUGAGUACAUGCGACAUGGCUCUCUAUUCAAUUACCUGCGACGAACUUCCCCUGACCAACUCGGACCGGCUGUACUGCUUGAUAUGUGCAUACAAGUUUGCAAAGGAAUGGCGUAUUUAGAAAGGCACAAUUAUAUUCAUCGAGAUUUAGCUGCAAGAAAUUGUUUGGUUGGCGACGAGAAUGUUGUUAAGGUGGCCGAUUUCGGUUUGGCGCGAUAUGUAUUAGACGAUCAGUAUACUAGUUCUGGCGGUACAAAAUUCCCAAUCAAGUGGGCACCUCCUGAAGUGCUAAACUACACUCGUUUUUCAUCAAAAUCAGAUGUUUGGGCAUUCGGUGUGCUAAUGUGGGAAGUAUUUACUUGUGGCAAAGUACCAUAUGGACGCGUGAAGAACUCCGAAGUAGCAGAUAUGGUCCAACGUGGCAUGCUCCUAGAGAAACCGAAGGGAUGUCUCAACGAAAUAUACAACGUGAUGCGGCUGUGUUGGCGACGCCUGCCGGAGGAGCGGCCGUCGUUCCGCGCGCUGAAGGAGGAGCUGGCCGUCAUCGCCAACAGCGUGCUGGCCGACUGACUGCGCCUACUGCUGCACCUGCUGCGGCCCGCGCCCCGCGCCCCCGCGCCCCCCGCGCCCGCGCCCGCGCCCCCCGCGCCGCACCAGCCGCUCGCUUUCGUCUCCCCGUGAGGCGCCGCUCCGUGCCCGGAUCUUCGAGUAGCUUACGCCGCGUCCGACAUGCGCGGGGCGCUGCGGAGCCUGGCCUCGUACUCGCGGCCGGUAGCUGACAUGUAUACGUUGUACCAGACUGAAUGUAGCCGAGCUUGGCCCGUGGCUAGGUUACCGCGAGCGCCCCCAAUUUGAACUAUACAAAUUUUGAUGCUUUAGAUUUGGAAAUCUGAUUCAAAGUUAAUUUGUGAUGUAGGCUGCAUUACUCGCGUAUUUUGCUUCCGUUCAAAAACUGCAGAAAAUACGUUUAUCAGCAACAUGACAAAAUUAUAUCACUAUUCUAGAAAGUGAUGUCAACAUUCCAACUUCACAGUUAGCACGCACAGUAGCACAUCCAUUUCCGACAAUAACAAAACUCUAUUUCACGGAAUUGAUCUCACAAUUGGAAUUGACAUACAUACUUAUUAUUGUACCCUUAAGCCGCGCGAGUAAUCAUAGGAGCCGUCCACUGCCACUUUUCAAUAAUAUGCAUAUUUAAGUAGCUUCGCGUUAUCUUUCUAAGGAAAUAUACAGGUAGCACUAUUGACCUUAUGAUAUCACCCGAUUAAAAUAAAUAAAACGUUUCUUUGGCGUACUUAAUGUACAUUUAAAACCACAACGUAAACACGCAAAAUACGAAGUUUUAUAUCAUAAUUACUCUGCUUUUAUUUUUGUGUCUUUAGCCGUCUAGCUCUGAUUUCGGCUAACAUUAGAUAAACAUCAUUUUACAUCCUCAUAUCAUUAUCCAUGGUAGUUAUAAUGUAAAUAUAAUACUGUAGCUAUUUAAUAUACUAGUCGGUACAUACACAGCGACAAUGUAACUUCGCACAUACCCUCGAUGAUUAGUUGACACAUCAUAUUAACCUGGAUUUCCUCGUAAGUUCCUACUACACACACACGUGUGUACACACGGCGCGUUUUCAACACCAUAUGCAACCCAAUUUCUCAAUAACACACUGUUAUUUUACAGUUUAAUCGUCACAAAACAAUUCCAAUUUUAUCGAUCGAUUAUAUUUUUUGUACAUUCCUUUUUAAAGUACUAGUCAUUAAGAGAAUUAAUAAGACCGUCUAAACAUUUUGUGAAAAUUAUAAACAAAUUUCAGAGGAGUUAAAGAUAAUUUGGUAAAUGUAAACACAGCACAGCAAUUAACAGUUACAUAGGAAUAUGUAGAUCUCUACAGUAGUGGUCAACUAGAAAACAUACAUUUGAAAUAUGAAUGCUCGUUAACAAUAACAUAAGAUGAAAGUAUAUUGAAUAUGUAAUAACUGUAUCGGCUGUGUUCUGUAACUAUUUUCUUUGUUUACAGUAGUAGUAUAUAAUGUACAUUGAUUUUUAGAAACGCUUAAAACCGUAACUGGAAAUCAUUUAUUAUUUAUAUAUUAUUUUUAUUUUUCAUUUUAGCCGAAAAUUUAAGAUGAGAGUGAGCAAAGGGCGCAGGAAGGGUUAUAAAAGUAUUGAGGCUGUCACUAGGCUUUAUCUCACAAAAUAAUAUACGGUGCCGCAAGAAAUACUGGCAAAAUAAGUUUUGAUGUUCCUAAUUAGUUGAUCACUGCUGUAAUUGCGAAAUGUUGUGUUACAAUUUAUUGUUUAUUGAAUAUGGGGUAUACUGAAAUGGUGGUGACACUAAGAAAAUGUGCCAAUUAUGUAUAGACCCUUAUUAAUUUUAGGCAUUUAUGACUGAAUAAAAAUUCUCAAUAAAUAAUAAUUUUAGGACCUUUUUCCGGUUUAUAAUGCAAAUAAAAUGGGCGUGAAAUUCGAGUACCAGUAUUUAUAAAACAUUUUUACAAAAUGGUAUUUUAAUUUCACUAAGUUAUAAUAAGUAAAUGUAUUUUUUUGUGAUAAAUCUUAUUUUUUUUAGUACGUAGGUAUUCUAUAAUAGGAAUUACGAAUGAAGAAAUGAAGACUACCUGUAGUUUUAAAUUUUACAAAAACUGUACUAAUGUAACAUUCCAGAAUUAGGUAACAGUGCAUUAACGGAUUUAUAGACAUCUUAACCGAGAGAACGUGUUAGGUGCGUUGUUCUAAAAAAACGAAUUUAUCGUUAAAUAGGAUUUAUAAUUGUCCAUAAGGUUUUAAAACGCACCAUAGCAUGUCCUAUUGGCUAAGAUUACUGCCUGUAGAAAUACAUGUCGCUCGAUACAUAGGAAUACUGCAUUCAAAUAAAAUUCGCUACACAUUUGUAUGGCGAGUGUUUGUAUAACUGUUUUGUAAAAUUAUUAAGUCAAGUAAAAUAAUUAUAAAAA